This is a messenger RNA of Emys orbicularis (European pond turtle), 2898 nucleotides long. It is a transcript of the gene FBXO10, whose product is annotated as F-box protein 10. NCBI's taxonomy places the organism in Eukaryota, Metazoa, Chordata, Testudines, Emydidae. Gene Ontology annotation, molecular function: protein binding. Bases 1 to 2898 code for a protein of 965 amino acids. The transcript is spliced from 10 exons. Gene Ontology annotation, biological process: ubiquitin-dependent protein catabolic process; regulation of apoptotic process. The record is from RefSeq and is a predicted model, not a curated record.
AUGGAGAUCAGCGGUCUCCCGGUGGAGCUGUGGCGCCUGAUUUUAUCCUACCUGCGUCUGCCCGACCUUGGCCGCUGCAGUCUGGUUUGCAGAGCUUGGUACGAGCUGAUCCUCAGUCUGGAUAACACCCGAUGGCGCCAGCUGUGUCUAGGCUGCAUCGAAUUCAGACACCCGAACUGGCCCAACCAGCCUGAUGUGGAGCCCCAGUCCUGGCGGGAAGCCUUCAAACAGCACUACGUCGCCUCAAAAACCUGGACCAAAAACGCCCAGGACUUCGAGUCCUCCAACUGCUUCUACUUGUUCCGAAGGAAGAAGGACCGCCACGUCCUCCGCGUUGGGCAGGGCUGUGAGUUCGAUACCCUCCGGGCCGCCUUGGCCUCGGCCGGCGUCUACGACCGGAUCGUGCUGCUGCCGGGGGUGUACGAAGAGCAGAGCGAGAUCAUCCUCAAGGUGCCGGUGGAGAUCGUGGGGCAGGGGAAGCUAGGAGACGUAGCCUUGCUGGUCAGCAUUGAUCAGCACUGCCCAACCACUCGCCUGUGCAAUGUGGUCUUUAUGCCAGCCUGGUUCACCCCCGUUGUGUACAAGACGACCUCUGGCCACGUCCAGUUCGACAACUGCAACUUUGAGAACGGGCAGCUGCAGAUCCACGCCCCGGGGACAUGCCAGGUGAAGUUCUGCACCUUCAAUCAGUCCAGCAUCCAUUUCCACAGCGUGGCCCUCGGGGUCCUGGAAAACUGUGAGUUCACUGGCAGCGAAAACGCCUCUGUCACCAUAGAGGGUAUCCCAUCAUCUGAAAGGAACUGGGCCUGCAAACACCUAACCACGCUGGCCAAGUCCCACUGCGUCUUACAGGCGUCAGACCCCACGCUUUGCAACGUCUCGAAGCGGGGCGGCUGGGGUGGCCCCCCAGCGAGGAACGUAAGGACCUGCAAGAUCGUAGUGGGUGGGGAUCAAAGUAAUUUACUUCCUGCUUCCAAGACUCAGCUGGUGCUUGAAAAAGCAGGUGAGAAAGAGGCUGAAGUCAAUGGCAGACUUUAUACAGCAAAGGAGGGGGAAGCCAUGACCCUGGAGACAGACUCUAGUGACAGCGAGCUGAGCACGAGCAGCGAGAAUGAGGAAGACGACCGGUCGAUGUACAAACUGUCCUAUCGGGCCCACGGUCUGAGCCACAUGCUGGCCCACGUGAUCCACAGCAGGCCGCAAACCAAUGGGCUCACCGCCUUGCAGAGGGACCUGGAGCUCAAAACUCUGCAGCAGGAGCUGCAGAGGGACAAGGAGGCCCAGUCUCUUGCCAGCUCUCUGCAAGGAUGCCUCAUUCGGAAGUGCCUGUUCAGGGACGGGAAAGGUGGGGUCUUUGUCUGCUCGCAAGGGCGAGCCAAGCUGGAAGGGAGCGUCUUCAGGGAGCUGACCUAUGCGGUGCGGUGCAUACAGAACAGCAAGAUCAUCAUGCUGAAGAAUGACAUUCACCACUGCAAAGCAUCAGGGAUAUUUCUGCGCUUGGCAGCUGGAGGUUUGAUUGCAGACAAUAACAUCCAUUCAAACUGCGAGGCGGGGGUGGAUAUCCGGAAGGGAGCCAACCCUCUGAUACUGUGUAAUAAGAUACACAGUGGCCUUCGCUCAGGCAUCGUUGUCCUUGGCAACGGAAAAGGCAUCAUCCGUAGCAAUCAGAUCUACGGGAAUAAAGAAGCCGGCAUUUAUAUUCUGUAUAAUGGGAACCCCAUUGUGAGUGGGAACCAUAUAUUCCAGGGGCUUGCAGCUGGUAUAGCAGUGAAUGAGAAUGGAAAAGGCCAAAUAAUAGAAAACGUCAUUCGUGAGAACCAGUGGGGAGGGGCGGACAUCCGGCGCGGGGGUGACCCCGUCCUCAGGAGCAACCUGAUCUGCUGUGGCUACUCGGAUGGAGUGGUGGUGGGAGAGAGAGGCAAGGGGCUGAUCGAAGGAAACACCAUUUAUGGUAACAAGGGCUGUGGCGUGUGGAUAAUGUCCUCCAGCCUCCCUCACAUCACAAACAACCGAAUUGGCCACAACAGCAUCUAUGGGGUGGCCGUGUUUUGCCGCAAGGACAAUGCCAACGACUAUCUCGCCAACCAAGGCGGCAACGAGAACUUCAACGACGAGGGCGAAGCUGCCAGCUGGGAGAAUGACUUGGACAGCGAGGACGAGCGCUUCACCUCCCGACGGCCCAUCAGCGUGGCACUGGUGGAGUCCAACAGCAUCAAUCACAAUGGAGCCGCAGGCUUGUACGUCAAGAGCAGCGAAGCACUUAACAUCAUAGCCAACGCCAUCCAUGCCAACCACGACAGCGGGGUUGCUGUGUUUCAGAGCAGCCAGCUCACACGACUCGCCAACAACAGCAUCUCCUGCAACAGCCUCGGAGGGGUGCUGAUCGAAAGCGAGGCCAGAGUGGAGCUACGUGGCAAUGGCAUUUAUGACAACAGCAGCCACGGCAUCACCUCCAAGGGCGACGGGGUCAUCGUUGAGAACGACAUCGUAGGCAACCGGGGAUGUGGCCUCCAGUUGUUACAGACUGCGGACAUGAAGGUAACCAAGAACAGGAUCCAGUCCUUCUGGGAUUAUGGGAUUGUUAUGCUUGACCAAACCAAAGGCCUGGUGCAGGAAAACCUGAUUUUUCAAGGGAGGUCCAAGAAGACCAUUUUGCAGCAGGUGUCGAAUGCAGAAGAUUGUAUUGUGCAGAACAACAAACUCCUCACCUUCAAGAGCAAAUCUGACGCUGCAUGGACCCUGGAGAACCCUCCAGCACGACCUCACAUCGAAGGAUCCACCCGAGGAACCUCCACGGCAACGAACAGUCAGAAAGUUACCACCAUGUCGACCAGGAUAGCUGCACGGAUGGACGGAGGCUGUCACAACAACGGGAGCAUCUUCUGCACUAUUCUUUGA